Molecule: messenger RNA, 1428 nt
Organism: Prunus avium (sweet cherry)
Lineage: Eukaryota; Viridiplantae; Streptophyta; Magnoliopsida; Rosales; Rosaceae
Source: RefSeq, a predicted model, not a curated record
UAAGGCUCGCCUCGUUGCCAAAGGAUAUACUCAAACUGAGGGGAUUGAUUAUCAUGAUACUUUCUCCCCCACGGCCAAGAUGAUUACUGUACGUUGUUUGCUUGCUAUCGCCGCUGCUCAAAAUUGGUCCCUUAGCCAAUUAGAUGUUAACAAUGCUUUUCUGCAUGGGGAUCUCCAUGAAGAAAUUUACAUGUCACCUCCUCCCGGUCUCCGGCGACAGGGGGAGAAUCUUGUGUGUCGCCUCAAUAAAUCACUCUAUGGGCUCAAGCAGGCAUCUAGGCAAUGGUUUGCCAAAUUCACUGAAGCUGUUCUGGCUGCUGGGUUUAUCCAAUCCAAGGCAGAUUAUUCUCUUUUUACAUGCAAGAAAGGUACAUCGUUUACAGCCUUGUUGAUUUAUGUUGAUGACAUACUAAUAACUGGGAAUGAUCAAAAGGCAAUCUCAUCUCUUAAGCAAUUUCUACAGUCACGGUUCAAAAUAAAGGACCUUGGAGAUCUCAAGUAUUUUUUAGGGAUUGAAGUUUCCCGUUCAAAACAGGGCAUAUGUAUUUCACAAAGAAAAUACACCCUUGACAUACUCAAAGACAGUGGCAUUUUGGGAGCAAAACCGGUAGCCUUUCCCAUGGAACAAGGCACCAAACUUUCUGAUGCAGGUGAUUUACUCAAAGAUCCAUCUCAAUUUAGAAGAUUGGUAGGGCGCCUAAUAUAUCUCACCAUCACACGCCCUGACAUCACAUAUGCAGUACAUGUGCUUAGUCGAUUUAUGCAUGCACCCCGAAUGCCGCAUAUGGAAGCAGCUCUCAGAAUACUGAAGUAUCUUAAAAAUGCACCAGGGCAAGGUCUAUUAUUUUCAGCUGGAAAUAACUUGAAGCUACGUGCUUAUUGUGAUUCUGAUUGGGCGGGGUGUCCUAUGACGAGGAGAUCCACGACUGGGUAUUGCGUAUUUCUUGGGAAUUCAUUAAUUUCUUGGAGGACUAAGAGACAAAAAACUGUCUCAUUAUCUUCUGCAGAGGCAGAAUAUCGAGCUAUGACAGGAGCAUGUUGCGAGCUCACUUGGCUACGAAGCUUGUUAAGUGACCUACAUCUUCCACAUCCAGAAGCCUCAAUUCUCCAUUGUGACAACAAAGCUGCACUACAUAUUGCUGCUAAUCCAGUCUUUCAUGAUAGAACUCGUCAUAUAGAGAUGGACUGUCACUUCAUCAGAGACAAGAUACAAGAUGGCACAGUCUCUACCAAGUUCAUACCUUCUUCACAUCAACUAGCAGACAUGUUCACCAAACCCUUGGGAAAAGAUCCCUUCUUAUCCAUGCUAGGCAAGUUGGGAGUUCUUGAUAUUCACUCUCCAACUUGAGGGGGAGUGUUGGAAAGUAAUCAAUACCCGAUUCUACGGGAACUAGAAUAGGAAAACCUUCUUUGUAAUUAUUUGACUUU